CACUAUGAUUCUCUCUACACAAUAACAAAAAUUUAUCCAAUUGAUUAGUUUUUUGUUAAUUUGUUUAUAAAUUGUGAAUAAGUUAAUGGGGACAAUGAAGACUGAAAACCCUGUUGAAAGCACAGAUGAGCUCACUAAAGUAUUUUCUAGUAGGAUUGAAUAUAAAGUUUUGCUAGUCUUAGUGGCUCUAUUUUUCUUAAGUUCAGUGGCAGCUUUAAUUGCCUAUCUUUCCCAGAUAAUAACUGAUUACGAAGAAAAUUAUUCUAUACUUGGUAUACUAAUAGGUCUUUAUGUGUCUUUUUCUGUAAAGAUGAUACCAUUUGUUCUGUGUGUCAUUAUAGAAGACUGGAAAUAUCGAUGUAAAAUUUUCUCUCUAUUCAGGCUAAGAGAUAUAACCAUGGCCGUAAUGGCAUCGUUAACUCUGUACACAUGGUUCUACAUGAUUAAAGAGGAUUUUAUAAUGAUACAUGGACACAAAUGCCCAUUACAAAAGUUAAUAUUUACCAUAGUAUAUGGUUUUUUUGGUGGAAUUGCUUAUCUUGAAUUCCUACGUUGGUCUAAUCUCGGAUCAAAAAUAAUCCAGAAGGAUAUAAUGUUUUUAAGGUCCAUCAUUUCUGAUGAUUAUUCAAUAUGCCCGCAGUGUUCAGCUAAGAAUUCAUUUUCGAAUGAAGUCAUAAAACUCGAAUCCAAGAUUUUUUUGGUUUGAUCAUGUUUUUUAUUUUUUUGUAUUUUUGUACCUUGACUUAAUAAGCCAAGUUAUUUAACACUAAAGUAUAGUACUCUCUAAACAUGAAUUAGUAGAAAUUUAAUUAAUUA
Messenger RNA from Microplitis mediator, 816 nucleotides. RefSeq lists its product as uncharacterized. NCBI's taxonomy places the organism in Eukaryota, Metazoa, Arthropoda, Insecta, Hymenoptera, Braconidae. The coding region runs from base 86 to 706 and encodes 206 amino acids. The transcript is spliced from 3 exons. The record is from RefSeq and is a predicted model, not a curated record.